GGUACUUUGCCCACAGUCUUGGCAGAAGAUGCAAGGUAGUGCUAAGAUGUUCGUCAGCAGAUGGAAGCGCGUGUGCUGAGCAGUCAUAUUCCUAUACAGGAAAGCCAAGGACUGAAUUCAAUGACGUGGUUUAUGAGUUCUCUUCCAAGGCGAUGCCCUGGACUAAGGCCAACGGUGCCUGUGAGAAACGGGGAGGACGGCUUCUUCGGGCCCUGAGCUGUCCGAUUAGAGACGCUCUGCAGGACAUGACUGUGGCAAGGGGCAGGAGAUCAGAGGCUUGGUGGGUAGGCAAGAGCCUGAUGGGCAGAUAUGAGGAAAAUCCAUUAAAUGGUGAAUCUACUGGGAAGAAAGUCUUGCGAGGGAGAGAGGAGGAAGCACCUGUGGUGAAUACUUUGAAUAAGACAUCCUACUACUGCUCAUACGUGGUCAUGGAUCCAUUCAAACUGACAACCACGCAGUAUUGCACCAUGAACCUUUCAUACAUCUGUCAACUAGAUCUGAAACCUUCAAUACAACUUCAGAGUGCUAACAACACUCGUCAGAGAUCAGCUCACAGAGCCAAGCGGGACACCUAUAAUGAAAUUGACAAUAUUUUGAGUACAAUGUCGUCAAAGCUAGGAAUGUAUGAUGCUUUCCUAGAGGCAGCCGUUAACUUCCUAGACACGCUAGAGACAACCGCAGAAGGACCCCCACAUAGCAAGAUGAUGCAAUAUAUGGAGCUUCUCCUCAAUGCAGCUGGCAAAUCCAGUCAGCUAGAGGAUAACCAAAUCAAAUUGCUCAUCAGCUGCACGGGGGGCAUACUCUCCCACAUGGCGUCUCGGUGUAAGCAAGGCUCAGGUGAUCCUGUUCAGGAGUAUGGUGACAUAUUUUCUUUGGUGUUGAAAAUACAUGGAGCUGUCACACCUACAGGGGGCAGUAGUGGCCCAAACAAUGAAGUUGUUAUAAGCACUCCAACAGUCACUAUUUAUACCAGCAGUCAUAAGCCAGAAAAGUUGAAGAAUCAGGUGAUCGGUUCAGAGAUGGAAGGCACGUACUUCAAGUUGCCCUCCUCACUUGGAUUUUUGGACAAGUAUGCCUCUGUCACAGCUGAGAUGUACAGCUUCAAGGAAAACCCAUUCAAAACGGACUCAGAUGAACCUAUCAGCGGGACCGUAAGCGGACUGGAGCUGAAGAAUGGCUCAGCCGAAAUCAGCGCCAGUAACCUAGCUGAGUCUUUUGAGAUUUAUCUGUCUCGUCCGAAUGCAUCAAUACCUCCCACCACGGAAAUGAACGUUGACAAUGCAAUAGCCAUCAUCACCUCAUUCAACGUCACAGACCCGGACACAACAGUGAUCCUCACCAUGAAACCGAACAAGGGGGUCAUUCUGCGCCUCCUCUUAGCACACGGCUCCUCGCCUAACGACACAACAUAUAAGGAGGAAGCUUUCUUGACUUCCAGAGAUAACUAUCGCUGGUUGGUGACUCCAGAGCUGCGUGGCAGGAUCAACGGGACCUGGUUUGUGAAUGCCAGCCUCAACUCCAGCUCGAGCAAGGGUCUCCAAGUCGCAAUCACGAUCUUCACCACAAAGUGCAUGUUCUGGGACAAGGACAAUGCCACAUGGAGCACCUAUGGAUGCUCAGUGGGGCCGAACACAAAGCCUAAUUUGACCCAGUGCUUCUGUAAUCACUUGACAUUUUUCGGGAGUUCCUUCUUCGUGGCACCCAACUACAUCGACCUGUCUCGCAUAAACGAGUACUUUGGCACUGUGUCGGAGAACUACGUGGUUGUGGUCCUGCUGAGUUGUUUCUUUGGCCUGUAUAUAUUGACUCUACUCUGGGCCUGCUAUGCAGACCGGCGGGCAUUGAGGAAGAGAAAGAUGACACUUCUGGAAGACAACCAUCCGUGUGCCAACUAUAAUUACAUUCUGCACAUUCAGACUGGCUAUCGCAGCGGGGCAGGCACCUCUGCCACGGUGUCCAUUGUCCUUCAAGGGAAGGAUGGAGAGAGUGAGGCCCACCAUCUCACUGACCCGGACAAGCCUGUGUUUGAGCGAGGCGGCGUGGACAUGUUCAUGCUCUCCACACCCUUCUGCCUGGGCGAGCUCCAGGGCAUCCGGCUUUGGCAUGACAACGCAGGAGGACACCCUGCCUGGUAUCUGAAUAAAGUCACCAUACAGGACCUCCAGACGCGUAAAGUCUGGCACUUUCUGUGUUACAAUUGGUUGAGCUCAAAGAAAGGGGAUGAGCUCAUCAAGAGGACCUUCACCCCAGCCAAGAAAAAUGAGCUUGCCAGCUUCAGCAAUAUCUUCCAGACGCGCACCUCCUCCGGGUUCAGGGAUGAGCACAUCUGGGUGUCCAUCGUGGACCCGCCACGGCGCAGCCCCUUCACCCGUGCCCAGAGGGUCUCCUGCUGCAUGAGCCUGCUGCUCUGCACCAUGGCCAUCAACAUCAUGUUCUGGAAGGCUCCGGUCGACGAAACUUCGCCUGUUAUCGUCCAGAUAGGUCCGUUGGAGAUCACCUGGGCGGAGGUCAUCAUCGGUGUGGAGAGCGGCCUCCUCAUGUUCCCCAUCAACAUCCUCAUAAUCACCAUCUUCCGCAGCAUCAGGCCACGCCUCCAGCCGCCAAAGGCCCCGCAGAUUGGCACGCAGAACCAGAAGGCUGUGGCUGUUGCCAUGCCAACUUUUCUCAAGGAAACGGAGGACGUGGUGAAUAUGCUCAGCAAAAGCCCCAAAAACCAAAUCAAGCCACUGGCAGGGAGGUUGCAGUCGUCUGCAGACCUGUCCGCAGCGUUGGACAUCAUUCAUGUGGUCAUUCAUGUGAUGCAAGGAGAGACUGAGAGCGAUUGCCAUUGGGUCCACUGCAGCCAUUUUGUUCUAUACUCCCUGGCCCACCUGUCCGAGUCCCUGGAGCGUCUGGGCGCUGGAGCCUUCUCCUGCCCAGAGGAGUACCAGUGCGUCAGGAGCAUGAUGGGAUUGCUGCUGAAGAAGGCAGAGAUGGUGGCCAUGUUUCACACCACUCAGAGGUCAGUGCUUGUGGUACACAGGAGGAAGUCCAGCUGUUGGCUCCCCUGGUGGUUUGUGUUUGUGGGCUGGUUCCUGCUGUUCUCCAUCAGUGGAGUGUCCACCUUCUUUACCCUGCUCUACGGCUUCGUCUACGGGAAGGAGAUGUCCAUUCAAUGGGUCAUUUCCCUCGGACUGUCACUUUUCCAGAGCAUCUUUGUCCUGCAGCCACUCAAGGUGAUAGCCGUGGCAAUCUUCUUUGCUCUGAUCAUGAGGCCAGUGGCAGUGGAGGAGAGCGAGGAGGUGGAGAUUCUCCUGAAAGAGCAACAGAGGAGACGCGAGCAGUACACCGGGAGGGAAACGGGACUGCAGGGGAUGAACUAACCUGAGGGACCCAAUCUGACAUGUGAAAUGUAUUUAUUUUAGCUCAAACAGUUCAUUGAAAUAAUGGCAAUGACACAUGUAUCUUGCUCUCAUUAUGUCAUAUUUAUCAUCAUUGUCUAUGAAUAUAAUAAUUAAACAGGAUAAAGGAAUGGGGACCAUUAAGAAAUCAAGAUUUUCAGAAUUGGGAAAAAGAAAUCAUAGAAUCACUUCAUACACAAAUUUGUAAAAGCAUACUAAAAUUACACAGAUCAACACCAAAUAAUGGAGCAAGAGCCGAAUUAGGUCAAUUCCCAUUAAUAAUAAAAAUUCAAAAAAGAGCAGUUACAUUUUAUAACCAUCUGAAGUCUAGUGACCCAAAAUCCUAUAAGUACCAAGCCACAUAUGUGACCACACAUUGGCCAUAGAGAGAGGCCGCCACAAACAAACAUGGCAACCAAAAGAGGAGAGGGUAUGCACAUGCUGCACACAAGAAAUCGAAAAUGAAAAACAUUUCCUUUUACAUUGUAAAAAAUUUGAAAACAUCAGAUCAAUAUAUUUCACAAAAUUUGAAAAAAAAAAUCCCAAAUUGUAGAAAUUUACAGAAUGACACUCAAAUCAAAUACUUAUUAGGAGAGUACCCAACCUUAUUACCACUAGCGGCAAGAUAUGUCACAGAAUGCCAUAAAGCACGAGACAGCCACUAGGCAAGCAAAUAUAAAUAUUUAUCCUUCCUUUUUUUUUUUUUCUCCAUUGUGUGCUAGUGUGU
Molecule: messenger RNA, 4107 nt
Organism: Alosa alosa (allis shad)
Lineage: Eukaryota; Metazoa; Chordata; Actinopteri; Clupeiformes; Clupeidae
Gene: pkd1l3
Product: polycystic kidney disease 1-like 3
Exons: 25
Coding region: 153-3362 (1069 amino acids)
Biological process (GO): detection of mechanical stimulus
Cellular component (GO): membrane
Molecular function (GO): calcium channel activity; protein binding
Source: RefSeq, a predicted model, not a curated record